GCGGCGGAUCCCUGAAAGUAGGCGGGGCUUAAGUAUGUCGUAUUUCAAAGAAGCUAAUAUAUAGCCAACGGUAGAGACUGUUUGAAGAAGCCAUUUUGUUUUCAGGAUUGUAUUGGAGCACCCUGCUUUAAAUCAGACGGCCAGAAGGGGGGCGGCGGCGCUCCAGAUGAGCGAUAUCAGCGGUUAACUUUUUUCCUCGUUUAACUAUUUGACCGCUGACACACACACAAACAAUAGAAAUAAGUGAGUUUAGUGGCGGCAUAAGAUGGAAGAAGAAAAAGUUGUAUAUUCCAGGUCGCAGCUGCUGCUGUUUGCCGGCACUAAGCCGCUGGAGGACGCGCUGGAGAUGUUCGUGCCAGAAUCCAAGCAAUUCAUGAGCUCGGACACUGAGCUGUGGAACUUCCUCUGCAGCCUCAAGCAGGACUUCUCCCCGGUCAUCCUUCGCAGUAAGGACGUGUAUGGCUACUCCUCCUGUCGCUCCGUGGUGCCCGACCCUAGCUAUUUCUCCCGCAGAAACCCGAAAGAUCAGCCGCAAGUAGCGCCGGUGCCUCCGCCUAGAAAGCCGCCUGUCAAGAGAAAGCGGAGAGGCACGCGGCUCACUUGCAAAAAACGCCGGCGGCGGGACAGGGCUGACAGUGUGGGGGGCAGCGAGGAGACGGGCAGUGGGAGCAGUGGCUGUAGCAGCCCGACCCCGUCGGACGUCCUGGACAGAUCCAUUGAGGAGAUUUGGAAGGCGGCCACUCCUAAGCUUGCGAUGUUCCCCAGCAUACGGGUCAGGGAUGUGUCGUGUAAAGCUAAAGUGGUGGACGCGUGCAGGCGUGCCCAGGAGAUCUUACAGGUCAACCUGCAGCCUGUGGUGAGGAUCAAACGCUUCCCCGUCCUUUCCUCUUCUUGAAAAGGCAACCGAGCUUUGCUCCUUGUGCACUUUUACUGCUGGGGACUUGGGGGCACACAGUCCUCUGGAGGUGCUCGCCCCAGCGACAAGUCAGCCUGUUUACAUGCCCCCUUCAUUCUUUAUUCCCGCUGCACUUUACUACACACAUUACUACUUUCUGCUAAAGGAAUCUAGAAAGUUACAAGUCUGUAUGUUGAACUGUGCUCUAGAGGAAAUACUGAGAAGCCACUACUGUCUUGUACCAGGAGAAAGAGCUUCUACUUUGUCUUUCCAUUUUGUCAUUCAGCAUGGUGCAGCCCCAAACUGCCUCACUGGGGUGGAGAAUGACCCUCAAAGGAGCAGUUUUUGGACACCAAAAGGGCUUAUGCAAGAGAAAUCCAUUGUGUCACUCUCCAGUCGCUGAAUUACAGCUCCUAGCAUCCAUAAUUAUUGCAAAGUGUUUGGGGAGUCUAGGAGCUUCAGCUCAAGUCCUGGCGGAGUUCUUAAAGUUGGAAAUCAGCAUUAACAGAGCUGGCUAAUUUAUUGGCCUCCAUCAUGGCACAAUUUUUAUUGGCAGGUAUGGAAUCCCUACAAAAAAAACUCUUGAAAUAUUUUGGCCUAGUUGCUUCUCAGUUUGGUAUGACCUCACUUGGAGUAGAUGCUACAGAUCGUUUGUAAUAACCUUAUUCCUCUUCUAGUCUUAACUUCUGACUGCUGUAAAGAUGUGAAUCAUGACAUUUUAAAGGAUCCCCCUCAAUCUCUAGAACAUGCUUAUUUAUGAAUCCUUAUAGGAAUAACAAUGCAAUAUCACACUUUUCUUUAGACUGAGUCUGAAUCGGAGAUGUGUAGUUAACCAUCAUGUUACCAGUUAAGCCUGUAACUGAGUGGGCUUUUGACAUGGUACAUUUUUUCCCUCCCCCGUACAUGGAGGCUCUGAUCUACCAUAUAUCAGUGCCAGUUAUGAACACCUAUGUUUAUGCAAAGACUUCUGUUGGGGAGGACAUCCCAAUGAUAUAGUGGCUAUUGUCCUAUAGGCAACGACUACCUCAACCGUUUUUGAACUCCACAGAAGUCUCUAUCCAAAGACUAGUUAGUUUUCUAUUUUGUACUCUGUAUCAUUUCACUUAAAUUUUGUGCUAGUUGCCAAGUGUUAUGAUCUUCAAGAACUGUGACAAAGUAAAUGCAAGCUUAUGCAAACUGAUUUUUUUUAUUUUAACUUGAAAUUGUAAGGGCAAAGCAAGUACAACCCAACUGUUUAUUAUUCUAUAUGAAUUAGUAAGCACUAUUUUUUUUUCCCCUGUAAAUACAUGUGGCGCGGUGUUUGUCCUAAGCCUUACUGAACAACAUAUUCAAAUUUUAGCUUUUUGCUUAUGUGCUAUAAACAAAACAAAGUCGUUACUUCAGUAGAACUGAGUAUAGUCUUUAUAUUUAGCUGGCUUAUUUGAGGAUAUGCAGCAAUGUUGUUGUCCGUGCAAAGUUUAGUGAAACUUUGUAAUUAUUGUACUUCAGGAAGGAUAUUUAUUAACAGUAAAGACCUAAAAUGUGACUGUUGCUCUUCUGUAUGGAUGAGGUACUGCCUAUGGAUACUGUAGCAUUAAGAAAUAGGCCUCUGCUGUCUAACGCACGUGCCUUUCCAAUUCCUCAUGUAAUCUUUCAGUGUUGGCACAAACCUGUUAAAGUAAUUGAAUGACUACAUAGAUUAAAUACUGGUGCUAGGUCAACUUUUCACAUUAGUCUGUUCUUUGUAAAAAUAUGACCGAUAAAACACGUUGUGUGUUUGUAAUUUUUUUUUUUUUUUUUUGUAAUUGCAAUUUUAUUUCCAAAAUAAUUGUAUGGUUUCCUUCCAACAGUGCCUAAAGUAGAUGAUGGUUCUUUCUGUGCAGAAGUAACUCUCUUCUACUACAAAACUGUAUAUAAGAGAAUCCAUUCUCUGAAAAUUUCAUAUACAAAUACAUAGACUUCUUAUCACUGUAACAGUUAACCCAUUGGUGGUAUAAAAAUAAUGCAUACCAGAAAUCACUUUAAAAAUUGUGUAUUUUGUAAUUCUGUGAUCAUACUUGGAGGUGUGCAUUGCCAUAAAGCUGUUAUAUUCUUGCUAGCAUAUAGGCUAGUUAAUGUGUUGCAUUAGAGAAAAAUGUUUUGUCCUUUAGUAACUUAUUGAGUCUAAAUAAACUUCCUUCCAAAUGA
Molecule: messenger RNA, 3061 nt
Organism: Xenopus laevis (African clawed frog)
Lineage: Eukaryota; Metazoa; Chordata; Amphibia; Anura; Pipidae
Gene: ccdc71l.S
Product: coiled-coil domain containing 71 like S homeolog
Exons: 1
Coding region: 266-895 (209 amino acids)
Source: RefSeq, a predicted model, not a curated record